AUGGAACACGUCUCAAAGAAUCCCUUUGUAGCAUUGGCUAGGGAGAUCGGUCUGACGAUGAAGGUCCCAGAUCUACAGCGUAUCUUUAGUAAACAAUGGGGUGAUCACUAUACUUAUGAUGCGUGGCUAGAUGUACCAAGGGAGGUACGUGAGCAGGUCGAAGAGGAUAUUCUGUGGAAUAUGGUGUUGCCAGAGAAACCGAGUGAGAAGAUUGAAUGUAGAAGGAGGGUAAAAGGCCUCAUAAAUGAGGCAGGGAAGAAGAGUUGGACCCUGAUGAAAAGAAGGAAAAAUGAGAUAAGAAGGAAAAAUGAGACCGAAAAGGUCAACCAGGAUGAUGGUUGCAGUGGUAGGGUCUUGGUGCUUAGGGAGGAAGGAGGAAAGAAAAGGAAAAGAGAGGUCGAAGAAGGCCCUCAAAACGGCGCCAAUAGCGGGGAGAAGGGGGGGAUACCUAAGAGAAAGAGCGCCAGGGGACGACCAAGAGGAUGUCUAUGGAAGCACUUAGAAAAGGAUGAGAAGAUAGGACCCCCUCCACUGAUAGGCCCUGAUACAGAAGAAAAAGGGGGGGUGCAGACUGACCAAGAGAUCGAUGACGCUGAGGAUGUAACCCAUGAGCAAGGAGAGGCUCAUGUGUUGAAGGAACCGGGAAUCAAGAAAGAGACAGCGGAGAUAGAUAGCGUUAUACAGUCAUCGGAGACCGCAGAGGCAAUCUUGCAGGGCGGAGAGACUAACGAAGUCGAAAGCAUUGAAAGAGGACAGGAGGUCAUAGUUUUAUCGUCAGAUGAUGAACAGCCUCGAAAGGUAAAGAGAGCUGUGAAGAGGCAGGUGAUAGAUCUAGAAUCGGAGGACGAACGCAGCUUUAGUCAAGCUGAGGAGUCUAAGGCAGACUUCGACUAUUUCGGACUGUAA
This is a messenger RNA of Morchella importuna, 906 nucleotides long. RefSeq lists its product as uncharacterized. The record is from RefSeq and is a predicted model, not a curated record. The coding region runs from base 1 to 906 and encodes 301 amino acids. NCBI's taxonomy places the organism in Eukaryota, Fungi, Ascomycota, Pezizomycetes, Pezizales, Morchellaceae. The transcript has 2 exons.